Puccinia triticina is the source of this 1026-nucleotide messenger RNA. RefSeq lists its product as uncharacterized. The record is from RefSeq and is a predicted model, not a curated record. Bases 1 to 1026 code for a protein of 341 amino acids. The transcript has a single exon. Lineage: Eukaryota; Fungi; Basidiomycota; Pucciniomycetes; Pucciniales; Pucciniaceae.
AUGACUUCCCGCGCUCCCCAUCCGGCUUUGCCCACGCUUAUUUCUCAUCCUACUAACAAACCUCGCCUCGGAUCCAAGCAACUUCAAAUCACUUCGGCCGCUCAAAAAUCUAUGCGCGACGUGAGCUCCCAGUCAGACACGAAUUCAAUGAAUAUACUAGUCGAUGAAGCCCCUCAGCUUGAUAAUCCAGCCUUAGGACAAAUGCGCUUGGCUGUUGCAAAUCACCCCCAUGAGUCAGCAUCAACCGAUUCAAAGAUGUACGAGCCCAUCUCUGCGCAAGGCCAACUUCCUGCUGCCGACGAAUCAAAUGAAGCAAGUGCGCCAACGCAAGCAGUCCUCCCGGCCAAGGUUCUUGGCCUCAUCGAAAGUAUCCCCGAUAAACUCGCCUUUUUGCUUGAGCCGAAUGUCGAUUAUGAAAAGCAAUCCUGCCGCAAAGACCUGAUACUCGGCGUAAUCAAACACUUCCACCCUGGCUAUACAUCACCGGUUCGACAACCCAAAAAAGGCUUUUUAAUUAGAGAGUACAAACAACGCGUGCUCCCACAAAUCGCUCCUUAUCUCCAGUGGAAGGUCAAACAACAAGAGCUUCUUGAAGCCGCUGAGGCAAAGGCGAUGACACAAGAUCCCGGACCACUUGAUCUUUCAGGGUUAAAUCCAAAUAGCGCCUCCAUCACCACCGAUGCCAUCCUCGACAUCAUAGCCGGGAGACGCCCAAGUAUCAAACUUCCGCUCACAAUGACCAAGACCGCAGCAAUUGGGUUUUUUCAUCAAUGCGUUUGCCGACCACCACCUGGAGGGUAUCCUAUGCCCUUUACCGCGACUCCUUCUCCCGUACCUCAACCAUACCACCGCCUCCUCACUCGGGAUGAGAUUUUUUUUACUCUCCAAUGCCAUUGCCCUGUGAUGUUUGUCCCGUCGGAUCUCCUCAAGCCAAUCCUUCUGGCCCUCUAUGUGCAGUUCGUUUUAGACAACAUUGCUGACGAGUCGAUCUUUGAAGGCGUGCAUUACUUCUAUCGUCAAGUUUAA